Molecule: messenger RNA, 507 nt
Organism: Macrosiphum euphorbiae (potato aphid)
Lineage: Eukaryota; Metazoa; Arthropoda; Insecta; Hemiptera; Aphididae
Source: the annotation of a GenBank genome assembly
AUGUGGAGAUUUUUAAAAAGUCAACACCCCAGAGUCCAUGAAGUGUUGUACAUUCGUCAAGAAAAUCGGUACAUCCUGUAUAUGGUAACAAAACCAAAAUAUUGGAAAAAAACAUCUUUAGAGGUUAUGUUCCUGACUUUACAGAGCCUCAAAUCGGUGUGCAUCGAGCUCAAUAUUGACAAACUAGCGAUGCCCCGUAUUGGCAGUGGACUAGACCAACUUGAUUGGUCUGCCAUCCGGACCAUGAUUCGGUUUGUAUUUAAGGAGAUAGAUAUCAAAAUCCAUGUUUAUUCUCUAACAGAGUUAACACACGCGGAAAAACUAGAGAUAAUCGCAGAGCAUCAUUCCAGCCUACUAGGAGGACACCGUGGUAUAAACCAAACCGUAAAGUGCAUUCAAACACAAUUUAACUGGGAAGGAUUGGAAGAUAAUGUUAAGGAAUAUGUGUCCAAACCCAGACAGCAAAACCGUAACAUUGAUAUUUUGGAAAUAUUUUACCUAAGUUAA